GCGCAAUCAAAUCCCAGACCCUCUUGACACCAUCAAUCAUGAAACUCAUUUCUGCAACAGGCCUGGCUCUCUUCGUCAGCUUCGGCUUCUCUCUACCUUCAAUGAUGAAGACUACCUGCCAAUUGGGCAGCAUUGGGCCUGCCAAUGCGGGAAAUGCAGCCUGUAGCGCUUCUUGUUUUGUUCAGCACGGCAACAUCCACGGUGGACACUGCAAUGAAAACGCUGUGUGCGUUUGCAACUAGGUCUUUUGGACGGGUUCAGAAAGUUAGAAAUACUCAACCAUCGUCUACGUUGGCCCCAGAGCAGUGGCGGCAAAGUCAAUGCUCUUUAUCAUUGUAUUUGCAACGGGAACGAAUACGAAUAUUCAAAUCAAGGACUGCCUGCUCUC
This is a messenger RNA of Verticillium alfalfae VaMs.102, 388 nucleotides long. RefSeq lists its product with no specific name. The transcript is spliced from 3 exons. The record is from RefSeq and is a predicted model, not a curated record. Lineage: Eukaryota; Fungi; Ascomycota; Sordariomycetes; Glomerellales; Plectosphaerellaceae. The coding region runs from base 39 to 242 and encodes 67 amino acids.